GGUAUAUAUGGCCGGAUCAGUCCGGAGAUAGGCACAGUUUGAUUUCAUUCGUCUACAGUUCUAGAACUAUCCAUAGCAGAGAGUGAGGAGUUCCGUGAAGCGGUUCAACUUUGUGAUCUGUUUUCUUCGUAAAACAGAUUUACUUAAAAAUCAGCAAGUUUAGUGAUUUAGUUUAGUCCGUGAGGAGUCCUAGCCAAAUUAAUCAAAAUGAAGAUGUUCAAGUGUUUACUGGUGAUAAGCUGCCUAGCGUCGGUGUCCUUGGCCCACAGUGCAUCUGCGGCGCAAUCGAUCAACUCGAACACGAUUGACGACAGCCAUGACCCACAGCAGCAGACACCACGCUCUGGAUCGUACCUCGGCGAAAUCAAAUACCUGUACAAGACAUACCAGGACUGUGUCAACUCCGAUGUGCCCACCUGCCUGAAACUGAAACUGUACACCAUCCUGGAUCGUGUGGCGCGAUCGCUCAAGGAUUUCAAGAUCAGCGAAGGAGUCAAGUUCGUCCGGGAUCAGGAGGUGCCAAUCGACAGCACACCAGUCAAGAGCGAAGCCCAAAUCGAGAUGGAACUGCCCCGCUCCAUGGAUGAGAAGGAACGCUCUCUGAACUCGAUGCUCUUCGACAAGGUUCUGUCCUUCUUCCAAACCCACACCCUGCAAGUCAAGUUCCCAUCCAGCGAAGAGAUCAAGCGUUCCAUGGAAGAAGUCCGCGCUGGAGGCGGUGGUGGAUUCGGAGGUGGUGUUGGAGGCGGUUUCGGCAACAAGGACAAGGACAAGAAGAACGGACACUGGAUCAUGAUCCCACUGCUGCUCGGAAGCACCCUGGUCCCACUCGCCUUCGGUGCCCUAGCUUUGCUGGCCGGUAAAGCUUUGAUCGUAUCCAAGCUCGCUCUCGCACUCGCCUCGAUCAUCGGUAUCAAGAAACUGAUCUCCAGCGGUGGUGGCCACCACGAGUCUGCCCAUGAGGUCGUCGUCUCCGGUGGACACGGUGGCGGUUGGGGACGUAUCGGUGCUGCCCAAGGAAUGGCCUACAACGGCUAUGGACAUUAUGCCCAAUAAGCCCCCUCAGAACUUCAUCUGAGUGACCUCCACCAAGGUCUCGCUCAGUGAAGCACUCAAAUCAGAAACAGCCAAAGCUUGUGAAGAAGCUCACAGACAGAAACACUACAGACGCCCCACAUCCCACAAACACAAAGAACACACAACACCAAAAAAAGCCCAGAAUGACCGCGAAAUUUCAGGAAACCGACUGAUGAUCGAAAAAGGAUAAUCCAAAUUUUUUGUUUGUUUUACGUUACCUCCUGUGAUCUAUUAACCCCCCUUUUUACCUGAACCUAACCCAUUGGACAACAAACCAAUGCGAAUGGAGUUCCCGAAUUCCGUUCGCCUUCUCGUCUUGUUUUGAAGCAAAAUAGCCUUUAGCAUUUUUUAAAAUAGUUUUAAAAACUUGCUAACAUAUUUAUUUAACUUAAUUGUAAUUUAAUUUAUGCCACUCGAAGAACUGAUUAUUUAUUUAAUUAAGUCUCUUAAGAUCCAUUUGUAAAAAGCCGAAUAAACUAAAAUGAUGAAAUGAAAAAAUAGAAAUC
Aedes aegypti (yellow fever mosquito) is the source of this 1583-nucleotide messenger RNA. RefSeq lists its product as uncharacterized. The coding region runs from base 208 to 1056 and encodes 282 amino acids. The transcript is spliced from 2 exons. The record is from RefSeq and is a predicted model, not a curated record. Lineage: Eukaryota; Metazoa; Arthropoda; Insecta; Diptera; Culicidae.